Molecule: messenger RNA, 2020 nt
Organism: Linum tenue
Lineage: Eukaryota; Viridiplantae; Streptophyta; Magnoliopsida; Malpighiales; Linaceae
Source: the annotation of a GenBank genome assembly
AUACCUAGGAAUUAUGGUUGGGACUUGGGAUCAUAAUAGUAGAUGAAGUUUGCAGAAACAUUAUAGUAGUGACUGAAAAUUGUCAUUUAGCCGAGAAACAAAAGCUGCACAAGUCAAAGAAGAUGGCGCUCGGUGGCAGACUCUCCAUCACUUCCAAAUCAAAAUACAAAACCAUCCCAAUCCAUCUGCUAGCCCAAAAACAACCCAGAAAAUGGACAGAAAACAAGUACUCCCUCUGCUCUUCUCCUUCCUCCUCAUCACCAUCACCUUCAUCUUUCUACUCCUCAAACCAUGGAAGAAAGGAAACCCUUCAAAGGCAAGGCAGCAGCAGCAGCCACUUCUUCCCCCGGGACCAAGAAAGCUUCCAGUCAUCGGAAACCUGCACCAACUAUCCAGCUCCAAGUUGCUCCCACACCGCCGGCUGCAGGAACUGGCCGAAGCACACGGCCCUCUGAUGCACCUCCAGCUCGGCCAACUCCAAACCAUCAUCGUUUCCUCGGCGGAGGUGGCUAAACAGGUCAUGAAGACCCACGACGUCACCUUUUCCAACCGAUCGUUCCUCCUCGCAGCUGAAAUCAUCUCCCACAACCGCAACCUCGUGUUCGCGCCUUACGGUGAGUACUGGCGACAGCUCAGGAAGGUUAGUGUGCUGGAGCUUCUUAGCGCCAAGAGAGUUGCCUCUUUUCGCCCCAUCAGGGAACAAGAAGUGGCCCGGUUGGUGAGUGACAUUUGCUGUAGACAAGGUUCGGCGAUCAAUGUUAGCAGGAUGAUUAUCUCCCUGACGUAUAGGAUCAUAUCAAGGGCUGCAUUUGGGAAAGUGUACGAGGCUGGGUCGUCGUUCGUACCGGUGGUCAUGGAGAUCGUUGAGGUUGGGAGUGGGUUUGGUGUUGCUGAUGCGUUCCCAUCUUUCAGAUUCCUUCAGAGGGUCACUGGGGUUAGAUCCAGAAUGCAGAAAUUGGAGCGAGAAUCUGACCGGAUACUCAGUUGCAUAAUCGAUGAACAUAUAGCAGCAGCAGCAGCAAAAGCAGGGGAAGGUGAAAAGGAAGAAGGAGUAGAUGAUCUUGUGGAUGUUAUGUUGAAGCUUCAAAAAAAUGAAGACCUUGGUUUCACAUUAACAACUGAGAGUGUCAAAUCAGUACUCCUGGACAUGAUCAUUGCAGGAAGCGAGACUUCAUCCACAGCACUGGAAUGGACGAUGUCAGAACUGAUUAGAGACGAACGAGUGAUGAAGAUGGCACAAGAAGAGGUUAGGGCAGUGUUUGCGGAGAGAAGGAAAGUCGAGGAAACAGGGAUUGACGAAUUGAAUUACCUGAAGAUGGUUAUCAGAGAAAGCCUGAGGCUGCACCCUCCUCUGCCUCUGCUUAUCCCACGGGAGUCCCUGGAGCAAUGCGAGAUGGAAGGGUAUCGAAUCCCAGAGAAGACGAAGGUGAUAGUGAAUGCAUGGGCUAUUGGGAGGGAUCCAAAGUACUGGAGUGAACCUGAAAGAUUUUACCCAGAGAGGUUCAUGGACAGCAACAGUGUUGAUUACAAGGGGAAUGAUUUCGAGUUCAUCCCGUUUGGUGCUGGAAGAAGGAUCUGUCCUGGAAUAUUAUUCGGCGUAUCUAGCGUUGAGACUGCAGUUGCUAAUUUGCUGUUCCACUUUGAUUGGAGGCUUCCUGAAGGGAUGAAACCUGAAAGUCUGGACAUGAGUGAACAACUUGGAGCCACGGCAAGAAGGAAAAAUGAUCUGCACUUGAUUCCAAUAGUUUGGCAGGCAUGAUCCCUUUUCUGCAGCAGAUAAUCAGAAAUGAUUAAACAUGAUUAUGGUAGCAAGAUCGUUCAUCUAGGAAAUAAGAAUCAGCUCAAGCAGCAAUAUAAGCUGAUGGUGAAUGAUGCUAUGAGGCAUGCUAUCCUACUGUAUCAGCUGAACGCCUGAACCUUUCUCUGUCUUUUUUUAUUUUUUGUUUAAAUAAAACUAGUUGACCAAUAAAUGAAGAGAAAAUUGCAGCAAUAAGAAUGAGAGUCUAAGUUUUCCCAUGGG